ACGCCGCGCCGGUCACCUGACGCUGCUGCGGACUGAAGAGACACAAGGGAAGUCGCUGUCGCCACAGUUGGGUCUUCUCUCGCCGUAGCCGCCUGCAGUCUGCAGCCCCCGGGACCCUCCGCCCCACUGCCUCCGCCUCGCCGCCCGCGCCAUGCCGUCGGAGAAGACCUUCAAGCAGCGCCGCACCUUCGAACAAAGAGUAGAAGAUGUCCGACUUAUCCGAGAGCAGCAUCCUACCAAAAUCCCAGUGAUCAUCGAACGGUACAAGGGCGAGAAGCAGCUUCCUGUCCUGGACAAAACCAAAUUCCUUGUACCUGACCAUGUCAACAUGAGUGAGCUCAUCAAGAUCAUUAGGAGGCGCUUACAGCUCAACGCUAACCAGGCCUUCUUCCUGUUAGUGAACGGACACAGCAUGGUGAGUGUGUCCACACCGAUUUCUGAAGUGUAUGAAAGUGAGAAGGACGAAGACGGAUUCCUGUAUAUGGUCUAUGCCUCUCAGGAGACAUUUGGAGUGAAAUCGUCUGUGUAAGACUAGAAAAAUGCAUCUGUUCUUGAAUUUUUUUAAACCCUUACCAAGGAAAAAAAAAAAAAAGGGAUAUUAGCAACUGAGGGUUGAUCCGAUCAUCCAGUCACAGAUCAUCCAAACAGUAGUGUUCCUGCCUAGGAGUUUUAGGAAGUUGUUUUGUACCACAAGCAGGAAAACUGGGCUCGGUGAGCACAUCCAGCUUUGGAAAACUCCAUUAUUUAACCUAGGCUGUUUUGUUUUCAAAUUUAGAAGUUUAAAAAUAAAACACUUUGCAUUCUAAGUUGCCAAUAAAACAGACCUUCACCGUAUUUUAA
Enhydra lutris kenyoni (northern sea otter) is the source of this 840-nucleotide messenger RNA. RefSeq names its product microtubule associated protein 1 light chain 3 beta (gene MAP1LC3B). The coding region runs from base 152 to 529 and encodes 125 amino acids. Gene Ontology annotation, biological process: macroautophagy; cellular response to nitrogen starvation; autophagosome assembly. Gene Ontology annotation, molecular function: ubiquitin protein ligase binding. The transcript has 4 exons. NCBI's taxonomy places the organism in Eukaryota, Metazoa, Chordata, Mammalia, Carnivora, Mustelidae. Gene Ontology annotation, cellular component: autophagosome; cytosol; autophagosome membrane. The record is from RefSeq and is a predicted model, not a curated record.